AUGGCAGAACCCUUUGUUCAAGCAACGUCGCGACUGGCGCAAUGCUGCGCAUUGCUGGCCAUUGGGUAUAACCUUAAGCAGAGUGGCAUACUCAGUACAAGCGAUGGCGAGACGGCUAUUCAAGUGGCCACGACACUAACAUUACCCUCCGUCAUUCUCCAAGCCUUGGGAAAUGGUCCCCCCCUGGACUGGGGAGCUGCCUCCCUCGUGGGCGUGGCCGUGGUGUGUGUGGGGGCACAGCUGGCAGCUACCUGGCUGUACGUGGCCCAGCGAUCUGUACGGGAACGUGCCGUACUAUCAGGGGCUGCCACGGGGCUGUCGCUUAGGCUGCUAGGCUACCCCUUGGCUGAGGUCUUUUUGGGAGGAGCGUCGGGGGGAUGUACGGCAGCAUCAGCUGCGGUACAGAGCGUGGCCCUCAUGGACUUGGUCAACCACAUCACAGUCUGGGUUUUGUCGUACAUGUUGUUUGCAGCUGCCGGCCCCGCCUUCCCCGAGAGCUUCAAGCACGAGGAGGGGGGGGAUUACCGCGGGCAGUGGCGGGGGCUGAAGAAGGAGGGUCUGGGGGUAUAUACGUACGCCAGCGGUGCCCGCUACGAGGGCGAGUGGCGCAACAACGUGAAGGAGGGGCGAGGCGUGUACUAUUUCCCAAAGGCACGAACAAUACGUACGGCCGAUAACUGUCGUACGGAAAGAGGUGGCGUGUAUGAGGGCGAGUGGAGCGCGGGCUCAAUGAGUGGUCUGGGCGUGCGGACGUUCAGCACUGGCCAAGUCAAGGCGGGUCGUUGGCGCGACGGGCAGUUCGAAACCCCCCUGGAGCUGUGGCAGGUGGCGCUAGCGUCGGAUGGCGCUACAGCCGUGGCGGCGGCAGCUCGCAGAGUGGAGGUGGGAGGCGGGCGGUGGGUGGAUGCCGUACACAUGCUGGCGGCCCAACCUACCUUGUGGGCCUUACUGGCGGGUGUGGUCUUCAACCUGGCUAGGGUGCCCCUGCCCACCUCCCUGAACCUCAUCACUGCCGUACUGGCCCAGGCCAACACCCCCUUGGUGUUGCUGGCCGUGGGGAUCACAGCACCGCCCUUGCUGGCGGCUGCUCGGGGCCUUAUGCAGCACCACCAUCAGCCCCAGCAGAACCAGCCGAAAGGCCAUUCGGCGCAGAAGCAACUCCUGUCUGACAUUGUCCGGCUCCUCGGCGCGAGGCUGCUGGUCUCGCUGACGGUCGUUCUCAAUUUGUUGGCCAUGAUUGCGGCGGGUGGCGUCGGCCGUGGCGUCGGCGGUGGAGCCUUCCGCGAGGGCGCGUCUGCACUGGUGCCGCUGGCGGCUUCACUCAUCGCGUUACUGGCGCCGGUGCCGCCUGAGGCAAUUGCCAACGCGCGUCGCUUCCGUCUGAACGAGUCCACCGCCACGGCCAUCACCGCUGUGUCGUACUUUAUGUGCGUGCCGCUGAUGCUGCUGGCCGGCGUGGCGGCCUGCACCGCUGGCUUAGUGACGGCAGCACAGCCGGCUGCCACAGCUGCCGUCACCACCGCUGAUGUACGGCCGCUGGGCUUGUUCACACUGGGGGCUUUGGCCGCCGUCAGCGCCGCCGUCAGCUAUGUGACGCGGUCUUCAUCGGAGGAAGCGGAGGAUCGUCGAGUACGGAUGGUGUACACCGGGCCUGUGGAACCAGCGAUGUCAUCGCCAUCGCCACCGUCAUCAUCACCAUCGUCAGCAUCGACAGCAACGGUGGCAGCUGCCAUGUCCGUUGAGGACGCCAGUGCGACGCCAGGUGCUGCAGGAACAGGGAGCCAAGGCGCAUUGGGAUCUGGUACGACACCAUUGCCGUCGGCGUCAGCAGGAUCGGGGGCCGUUAGUGAUAGCGACAGCAGCGGUGGCAGCGGCAGCAGUGGGUCCGGCUCCAGCACCGCCAGCGGUGCACGGCCGAGGCUGCCGCCCGCCAAAGCGACAACGGUGACGGUGUCAUCGUUGCUGCCGCUGGGCGCCUCGUCCAGCUGGGCUACAGGACGAGCGCUCUGUUGUGGCGGUGUACUACGAAAAGCUGGCCCAGUCGCUUGCUGUUCAGUGGCCAUACACGGCAGGUCGUACACUUCAAGGAUUUCAGUGUCAUGUAGCGGACGAGCAGGUCCAGGUCUUUGCGCUUUGCGACACCAUAACCACGCUGCGGCCUCCAGGGCGCCCGGGGGUCCUGUACGGCAACAGCAUGUGGAAUCUGGCCAGCGUGUAGGUCUGGGGUGUGGAGGAGGCAGGGCCGAGGACUCAAACAGCUUACCUCCCAGGGCUUGUGGUGCUAGGCCGUUGCGGCAGGCCUACGGGUUGUUGGGGCUCGGACACGGCAUGUUGCUCCUUCCGCGCAUGUACGACAAGGCUGUGCUGCCGCCACCGCAGUUGCGGCAGUUGCCACAACUGCGGCAGAUGGCGCUUGGUGGCAGCGGCGGCGGUGUCAUCAUACGGUGA
This is a messenger RNA of Volvox carteri f. nagariensis, 2448 nucleotides long. RefSeq lists its product as uncharacterized. NCBI's taxonomy places the organism in Eukaryota, Viridiplantae, Chlorophyta, Chlorophyceae, Chlamydomonadales, Volvocaceae. The record is from RefSeq and is a predicted model, not a curated record. The coding region runs from base 1 to 2448 and encodes 815 amino acids. The transcript has 12 exons.